GGCAGAGAAAACAUUCGCCCAAAACUACCGUUACUCUAAAAACGUCUUGGUGCUGUAAGUUUUGGUGCUAUAUUGAAUGAUCGAUGUGAAAAUGAAUCCAAUGGAUACCCAGAAGAUCAUUCUGAACAGCACAUGCACUGUCUCUCUGCAUGACCGCUUCACCAGUUUGCUGAAGCAUCAGGCCGCAGAUGUGAUGGCCAUCUCUGCUGCAGUGAACCAGCAGACUGCAGCCUCACUGAAGAAUCAGCGUCUGGCUCUGGAGAUGGCCAAUAGACCUUCUGUGCUGGCCGCCCUUCACAACACAGCUAAUAUAAAUAAUCAACUGUGCAAAGUGAACGUGAAGGCGAGGCUCGGCCAUCCCGUGGGGAGAGGGGGCAUGAUGGGAUUGCAGGGGCAGAUGAGAGGAGGAAGAGGCAGAAGAGGAAUGGUCAAAGGAUUUUGUACAAAGAAGAGUGUGAAUAGACUGCCAGGUAUAGUCAACACUGUAGGUGUAGGUGUUCAGAGAGGGUGGAGCCAGCAACAGCCUGGAGGCAAUGUGAAUUGGGCUGGACCAAUGGGACCCAGAGAGGGAGGAGCCAUUAAAAUGACAGAAGGAAAUGCGGUUCGACAAGUGCUACACCCAGGAGCAGCACAAGCUAUAACCUCUCAUCCUGUGUGCGCAGGCCAUGGUCAGUUUACACCCAUCAGUAAGAAGGCAUAUUCAGGGUACAGCCGAGUAAGAUUCGACAGCCCCCAGGUUCCAGCCACUCGGGAGCAGUUGGAUGAACAGCUGGAUGAGUACAUGUCCAAGAGCAAGAGCCAUCUGGAUGCAGAGCUGGAUGCAUACAUGGCUCAGGUUGAUCUGACGCACAUAGUGUGAGGACUUGGCAUGAGAGUUGGGCUCCACUGCAUAUUCUUUAUUCCUAAUGGAGCAUGUAAUCUAACUUGCAGAUGGACUGCUCAGUUACAGUGUGAUGUGUUCUUAUUGAUCCACUCUGUCAGACCUGAACUAAUUGUGUAUAGUUGCUACAUCCCUCUGAGCUCUGCUGCUUCGAAACCCUGGACUUCCAAUUUGCUACUCUAAUUCAAGAAUCGUUAUUUGUCCUGUAGUCACACUGAACAGAAGAAGAAUUGAAUACUUUCUGAAGGCUUGCGCUGCUUUCUAGGAAAACUCUUUUUCAGUAGGCCAGCAUGAUAUUGUUUCUGAGAAAACGGUUCAGCAGUUUAUUUGAUGAGCAGUUCCGAUGAAUGCUUGCACUCAUUGGAUAUGAAUCGCCUCUCAGUUCGAAGUUUGAUAGCUGAUCAUUGCGUAAGCUGUUUGCAUUAAUAAAACAAAAAAUGUGUUUACUAGGUGACAUUCAUAUUUCCUCAUGUUUUUGGUUGUUAAACUGUAUCAAGAACCACAAGACCGAUAAUAUGGUGAUAUUUUGGUUAAGCAUGUAAUCAUACUCGCAGUAUUUGCAUUAGAACUAGUCUGAAGAAACUACUUCAUAUAUAAGCAAUCAUUUAUUUUUCUAAACAGUGUUUCAUUCCGAUAUGAUACAAUUCUCCAAGAUUGACUGCAUGUGCGUACACUGUUAAUUUAUGUUUGUUA
Molecule: messenger RNA, 1573 nt
Organism: Danio aesculapii
Lineage: Eukaryota; Metazoa; Chordata; Actinopteri; Cypriniformes; Danionidae
Gene: chtopb
Product: chromatin target of PRMT1b
Exons: 7
Coding region: 77-859 (260 amino acids)
Source: RefSeq, a predicted model, not a curated record